AUGGAAAACAGUACUUAUCCCCUUUAUUUUAACCUCACCAUGUUUGUGAACAUAGGCAACUACCGCUACCCGACAUUUGUCCUGUGUCUCCUGUUGUACGCUUGCAUCAUCUUAGCUAAUCUUGUCAUAAUAGUGGUGAUAUCACGAGAGAAAACUUUGCACGAGCCGAUGUAUAUUUUUAUCAUGUGUCUUUCUAUUAACUCUCUGUACGGCUCUGCUGGCUUCUUCUUCAGAUUUCUGAGAGACCUUCUGUACGAUACUCAUUUGAUCCCACGAUCAGCUUGUUUUACUCAGAUCUAUGUCAUUUACACUUAUGCAUCCUAUGAGCUCACCCUUUUAAGCAUUAUGGCCUAUGAUCGGUACGUUGCUGUAUGUCAACCUUUACAUUACCACAGCAAAAUAACCUCCAAGAUGGUCUCUAAGUUAGUUGCCUUUGCGUGUAUCUAUCCAGUCUUGGCUGUUGCUAUUUGUCUUUAUCUGUCCUCCAGACUUCCAUUGUGUGGCAAUAAGAUACCUAAGGUCUACUGUGCCAACUGGCCCGUUGUAAAAUUGUCAUGUGUCAGUACCGUGAUGAAUAACCUCGUCGGCAUGUUUAUGACCGUGAGCACAGUCUUUCUGCCCCUGGCGUUUGUCCUGUAUACAUACGUGCGAAUUUUUCUCAUUUGUGGGAAGCGCUCCUCGGAGUUCAAGAGCAAAGUCAUACAAAGCUGUUUGCCACACAUUGUUACCUUCGUCAGUUACUCCAUUGCCAUGUUUUGUGAUAUUGCUCUCAGCAGAAUUAAUCUUGCGGAGCUGAAUCCAUUUCUGGCAAUAAUGUUAUCACUUGAGUUUGUUGUGAUUCCUCCCAUUGUGAAUCCUCUUGUGUAUGGCCUGAAGUUACCACAAAUUAGAAAGUGUAUUUUAAGUAUGUUGUCAUGCUCAAAACCUAACUGGCAAACCGCAAGAAUAAGAACAGCCCUGCAGUGCUGUGAGGGAGUGCCUCAGCAGGUCAACUACUUGAUCGACAAGGCUCACUGUAUCAGCAAGGGCUCCAAUGCGGUCAUCGACUACCUGCACCAUUUUUUCUCCCAGUACAGACUCGGGGAGAAACACGUCCAGCUGCACUGUGACAACUGCUCUGUGACAACUGCUCUGUGA
This is a messenger RNA of Sebastes umbrosus (honeycomb rockfish), 1137 nucleotides long. Its product is annotated as olfactory receptor 51I2-like. Gene Ontology annotation, cellular component: membrane. The coding region runs from base 1 to 1137 and encodes 378 amino acids. NCBI's taxonomy places the organism in Eukaryota, Metazoa, Chordata, Actinopteri, Perciformes, Sebastidae. Gene Ontology annotation, molecular function: G protein-coupled receptor activity; olfactory receptor activity. Gene Ontology annotation, biological process: G protein-coupled receptor signaling pathway. The transcript has 2 exons. The record is from RefSeq and is a predicted model, not a curated record.